Cylindrotheca closterium is the source of this 1842-nucleotide messenger RNA. The record is from the annotation of a GenBank genome assembly. NCBI's taxonomy places the organism in Eukaryota, Bacillariophyta, Bacillariophyceae, Bacillariales, Bacillariaceae.
AUGCAAUCCACUAGAACAGUCGCCUCUACCGUCUCCAAGGUCGCUUCCCGCGCAUACUCCUCCUCUGCCAAGGUUGAAGCACGAAAGUUCUUCGUCGGAGGAAACUGGAAAUGUAAUGGAACAGUUUCCCAAACGGCAGAACUUAUUUCCAUGCUCAACCAAUCCACUUUGAGCACUGAGACCGAAGUUGUUGUCUGCCCUUCCCAAGUCCACGUCCAAAAGGUCACUGAGGGACUUCGCGGAGAUGUUUCCGUUGGUGCCCAAGAUGUCUGGACCCAAGGAAAUGGAGCCUUCACUGGAGAAACUAGUGCCGAUAUGCUUACCGAUAUGGGUGUCUCGUGGACACUUGUAGGACAUUCUGAACGUCGUGGAAAGGGAGAGAGUGAUGCCGAGGUUGCUGCCAAGGCAAAGUACGCUUUGGAUAAGGGACUUAAGGUCAUUGCAUGCUGUGGAGAGCCUCUUGAGAGCCGUGAAGCCGGAACCACCAACGACUUUGUCUUCCCCCAAAUCAAGGCUUACGCCGAUGUCUUCACCAAGGAAGACUGGAAGAACGUCGUCAUUGCCUACGAACCCAUCUGGGCCAUCGGAACUGGUCUUACUGCCACCCCUGAACAAGCCCAAGAAACCCAUGCCGACAUUCGUCAAUACCUCGGAGAAAUCGCCGGAUCUGAUGUUGCCGCCGACACCCGUAUCCUUUACGGUGGAUCCGCCAGUGGUGCCACCGCUCCAGGACUUUCUGCCAAGGAAGACAUUGAUGGAUUCCUUGUCGGAGGAGCUUCGUUGAAGCCUGAAUUCGCCGACAUUGUCAACUGCCAAGGAGCUGAGAAGAGCUUGAAGCCCGUCAACAUUGGUAUCAAUGGAUUCGGACGUAUUGGACGCCUUGUCAUGCGUGCUGCCAAGAACGACCCCAUGGUCAACAUUGUUGCCGUGAAUGACCCCUUCAUCCCUACCGAUUACAUGGAAUACAUGUUCAAGCACGACACCACCCACGGUAUGUACGACGGUGAAGUUUCUGUUAUCGAUGAAUCUACCAUCAGCAUCGAUGGAAACCCCAUCAAGGUCUUUGAUAAGUUGAACCCUGCUGAUAUUGCCUGGGGAUCUGCUGGAGCCGACUACGUCGUCGAAUCUACCGGUGUUUUCACCUCCACCGAGAAGGCCUCCGCCCAUUUGCAAGGAGGAGCCAAGAAGGUCAUCAUCUCUGCUCCAUCAGGAGAUGCCCCCAUGUUCGUGAUGGGAGUUAACGCUGAGAAAUACGACCCAUCCAUGGAUGUUGUCUCCAAUGCUUCCUGUACCACCAAUUGUUUGGCCCCUAUCGCCAAGGUCGUCAACGACGAGUUUGGACUCAAGGAAGGUUUGAUGACCACUGUCCAUGCUGUGACUGCCACCCAACAAACUGUUGAUGGACCAUCCAUGAAGGACUGGCGUGGAGGACGCGCUGCUUGCUACAAUAUUAUCCCCUCUUCGACAGGAGCCGCCAAGGCCGUCGGAAAGGUCAUUCCUGAAUUGGACGGAAAGUUGACUGGUAUGUCUUUCCGUGUCCCAACCAUCAACGUUUCUGUCGUCGACUUGACUUGCCGCUUGGAGAAGGGAGCCCCUUAUGAGACCAUCUGCGCUGCCAUCAAGGAGGCCUCUGAAGGAAAGAUGGCCGGAAUCCUUGGAUACAAGGAUACCGAUGUUGUCUCCUCUGACUUCAUUUCCGAUUCCCAUUCUUCUAUCUUUGACGAGAAGGCCGGUAUUGCUCUUACCGACGACUUUGUCAAGCUCGUUUCGUGGUACGAUAACGAGGCUGGAUACUCUACCCGUGUCUUGGACCUUAUCAAGCACAUGGAAGUUUCCAAGUAA